AUGGGUGUGCAUGAGCAGCGCAAGCUGCCUUACUAUGAGGUGCUGGGUGUAUCGCUGGAGGCCACCAAUACCGAGAUAGUGCUGUCACUGAAGCUGCACCCGGACAAGCCCGGGGGCUCCAACGAUAGGUUCCAGGAGCUGAGCCGGGCGUACAGCUGCCUCAGCAACGAGGACAGCAGGCGGAAAUACGACGAGUGCGGCUUUGACGAGGACAACAUCAACACCACGGAGGUGGACCAGUUUGUGGACGCCUUCUUCGGAGAGACGGCCCGGGCGGUGGAUGGCCGAUCGCCGGAUUGGAACAUGGGGAAGGUGGAGAACUAUGUGCGCAUUGACCUGACGGAGGUGCCUUUGCACAUGCGCGACAUCGUCCGCAUUGGGCUGAAGUACAUGGUCUCUCUGGACCAGGACUUUGAGAACGUGGUGCUGCUGCAACAUGCCCGGGUGGACAUCCUCUACUUGAUGGCGGGGUGA
Messenger RNA from Effrenium voratum, 474 nucleotides. Lineage: Eukaryota; Dinophyceae; Suessiales; Symbiodiniaceae. The record is from the annotation of a GenBank genome assembly.